AUGAAUCCCGCUACGCCAGGAACGAUUCUUAUCCUGGUGGCUGCGGUUCUCCUCGCAGUCUGCACCGCCUCGGUCCCAGUCAACAAGUCCAUCUACUUCCUCUCCGUUACCGCCGCACGUCGUACGGUCACUUUCGGCUGCUUGGGCUUCUGCGUAGGCGACCAAUGCAGCGGCACGACCGUGGGCUACAAGCUCUCUGACGCUGGCUCCUUGUUCGGGAUCAACGGCAACAUCCCUUAUGCGAAUCAGCUCUCCUCCAGCGUCCUACAUGGGCUGAGCUACACACUCGUACUGCAUCCUGUAGCGUGUGGCUUGAGCGCAGUUGCCUUCCUGCUCGGAAUUUUGCAGCAUUGCACCGGAUUCGCGACAGCCUUCCUCACAAGCAUGGUGGCCGGUUUCGCAACGACGGUCACGCUCAUCGCCCUCGCGUUGGACUUCGCUCUUUUCACCAUCGCAAAGAAGCGCGUAGAGAGCGAUGGUGGCACAGCGAGCUAUGGUACAGCCAUCUGGCUCACACUAGCGGCCUUCAUCGUGCUGGUCGUAGCACAAUGCGCCGUCUGUUGCUCGUGCUGUGCCGGGCGA
Messenger RNA from Jaminaea rosea, 582 nucleotides. RefSeq names its product pali-domain-containing protein. The transcript has a single exon. Gene Ontology annotation, cellular component: growing cell tip; plasma membrane; cell division site. The annotation marks the transcript as partial. Lineage: Eukaryota; Fungi; Basidiomycota; Exobasidiomycetes; Microstromatales. The record is from RefSeq and is a predicted model, not a curated record.